Scaptodrosophila lebanonensis is the source of this 2731-nucleotide messenger RNA. Its product is annotated as prominin-like protein. The transcript is spliced from 11 exons. The coding region runs from base 1 to 2706 and encodes 901 amino acids. Gene Ontology annotation, cellular component: membrane. The record is from RefSeq and is a predicted model, not a curated record. NCBI's taxonomy places the organism in Eukaryota, Metazoa, Arthropoda, Insecta, Diptera, Drosophilidae.
AUGGCCAGCAGGUAUGCCAGUUCCCCAUCGGAUGGGGAAGGUAUACAUAGUAGGGCCCGCCCCUUAGAUCGCGGCGGGGGCGGUGGAAUUGUGAACAGCUUUGGUUCAGUGGCCAACGAAGCAGCGGGACUGCUGGUCAGCGAUGACGAAGCGCCAGAUGCAGGCUAUAUAGACAAGGCGGAUAUAGGAUAUAAGGCGAGUGACGACGAUUGGCGGGAUUACUUCGCGAAGAACCACUGGCUUCUGGCCGUUGUGCUGAUAUUUCUAGUACUUAUGCUGUUGACAUCUCUUGCCGGUAUUUGCUACUGCAUUUUCUGUAUCCGCUGUCGUCGGGUGUACACUUUGAACAGCAAUGCCCGGAUCUGUCUGUUCGUCUUGCUUGGCAUCCUGCUGCUGGCGAUCUUUAUCUGGAUCAUAUUGUCCCUCCUGGCCACAAUGAAACUGAACAAUGGCUUAGACAAAUCCGCACGGAGUCGCUGUGAUCGGGGAACCAGCAGCGGGACCAGCAGUGAAAGCAGCGCAAGCAGCAGCGACAGCAGCAGCAGCAAUGAAUACGAAAUCACGAUCGACUCCAAGGCCUCCGACCUUAGUAGAGAUGCUUCGGACCAUCUCUACCACAACUAUGUAGGCAAGUACAAAAAGUUUCAAAACGAUGUCAACAAUAUGCUAAAGCACGAGCCGGAGCAUUCACUAUCGCAAGUGGAAAGGGAAGCCAACUUCGAAUCCGUUGAUAAGUUCAACAAGUUUCUGCAAAAUGUUCUGCCGAAGCUGAAGCCCCUAUUUGAGAGGCUGAAAAUUCUUCUGCCUGAUGCUCGUUUUCUCGCCAUACAGUUCCGUGAUGCCUUACGUGGCGUCAAGCGACGACUGAUGGUGGUGCUGACAACUCAAUGUCCUCAUAACGAGUGCAAGCAGUUCUAUAACGAUGAACGCAUAAAUGCACUCGAUAUGGGCUGCCUGCACUACGACACGAUGACUGGUUGGGAUGAAUAUAUUUCGGCAAUGCAGACAAUAUCGCACAGCAAGUCCAUUGCAAACUAUCCGCAAAGAGCCAAACAUGAAUUGGAGAAGGUAAAAAAGGCAAUUGGGGCUCAUAUAAACAUUUUGCACGAUGCAGUGCACAAGGAACUAGGACGUGGAGCGCACGAGCUGAAUCAUAAGCAUGGGACGGCAAAGACCCUGCUAGACAAGACUAUAGAUGAAAUGCAUCCUUCUAAUAGAAUUAAAAACAUAGUAUCGAAACGGACGACUCCAAAAAUAACAACUUCGGAAGAGGAAACAUCAAAGAAACAGCUGGCCCCUCGCUCCGUUUCGAAGUUUACAAAGAAGCUUGGAAAAUAUUGGUAUGCCACAAUGAUUGUGCUGAUUCUUUUAGUAUUACUGGCACCAUUGCUUCUACUGGUGGCCCUUCUGGUCAGCUGCUGUAGCAGCCGAGUUGGUUCGCGUUUGCUUUGUGCCGCUAUUGUGGCCUUGUUUGUGUUUUUUGUGCUUGCCAUGAUUCUCGUCCUGUUCUACCUUGUGCACGGCGCACUGCUGUAUCAGUCAAGCUGCAGCUCACAGGAAAGUGAGACUUCGAGUAACAAGACUCUUGAUCUAAACCUGCACCUACCACGCAAGUUCAGUCGAACCCAAGAGCUUCCCAAACUAAACAUAGACGACGUCCUCGAGCGCUGCAAAAAGAAUGAAAGCCUCUUCAAAAUAAUGCAGCUGGAGAAAGUGUACAAUGCGCGAGGAAUGCAUGAUCAGCUUAUGAAGAACUUGCACGACGCAGCCAAGAAAAUUAAAAGCUCACCACUUUCUGGAACUUUGAACGCCGUGUCCAUCUACCCAGAGGCCGACAAGAUCAUGCAUGAGUUGCUUAAAAGCAACCUCUCACAUUAUAACAGCAAAAACUACACGAAGCACAUAUGCAAGGAGUUGGUGCCACGACCACUACCGGGGAUAAGCCAAGGUCUGGACGAUAUGGCCAAUCAUAUUAAAGAGCCUAAAGAUAAAACCGUAAAGCCCACUAUCCACAACCAAGCCACUCAUCUGCGUGCUUUUCACGAGCAUCUUGGCGUGCCGCUGGCUAAAAUUAUUCACGAAAUGCUCAAUAUAUUGCAUCAAAUCGACAAGAUCCUGCUGAACGAUAAGGGUAGCUUCAAAGAUCGUUUAAUGGAUAUGGUCAAAGAUAUUAAACGCACAGAGGACUAUCUAAAACACAACGCCACGCAUCGCAUAGAUGGGAACAUCCACAAUCUCAUUAAGCAAAUUGAUGAGCACAAGAAGAACUAUGUAAACAAGGCCAACUCCGCCCUCAAUAACGAUCUGGACACCUGCUCGAAGCUCUCAAAUUUUACUUGGCGCGCCGAAGUCGUAAAAAAUGAGACCCGCAUACGUGGCGGUGGAGGGGGCGAUGAAUGCAACGGUAUAGCUAAGCCUACGAAUGGCAUUUGGCUCGCUCUGCUACCAGCGGCGCUUUUGUUUCUCCCAGCAAUCUGUCUAGCCCAUCAACUGCGCUGCUCGCUGCGACGUGUAGAACCGGAAUACAGCGACUGCGUACCGGACUGUGACGGCAACUAUGUGACGGCCACAAUCAUGCCCAUGCCCAUGCCCAUGCCCAUUCACGCAUCCACCUGGGUCGACUGCUACUGUCCAAACAGCAUUACCCCUAUGCCACAAUCCUAUGACUAUGACUUUGUUUGCCAGAGCAAACCAAAGCGGGAGUAGGCGUGCCCCGUUUACUUUUGUUUGA